UUCAUCACCACCAUGAUUCAGGCCUUGAAUCCCAGCAGCUCCACCAUCUCCAAAACGGCCGAAAUCCUGUCUCGCUACCGGCCCAUUGCUCCCCGGCCCGAUGUUCCCGCCAACCCCACUGACAACAAUAAUAAUGGAGAAGAAUCUGAGAAGAUCAAGCAGUCUCCUUACCUGAGGAACGUCUGGCCGCAGCUCCAGGCUCGCCCCACCCGGACCAGGAAGCGGGGCAGGAACGCCUUUGCGCCGCCGCCCCCCAUGGAUAAGCGCCCCAGAGCGCAGUUUUUCGGCUUCUCUCCGCCUUGCCGGAUAACCACCACUUCCCCUGCCAAGAGCCUCGCCCUGCAGGGCUUCGCCCAUGGCGUCAAUAGCUUCAAUAUUAACAUUCCCCAGCUCCAAAUCCCCAGCUUCCUGGGCCUGCUUGGCAAUCCCGACCAGCUUCCCCUUUCGCCUUGUCCGUCUCUCCCGAUCCUCGCCCAUCAACCACCGCCGGCGACACCCGAUCAUUCUGAAGGUGACAAAGGAAUAGAUCUGAACAAAGCCGCCGAAGUUCCCGAAGAAAAAGAUCUGCUGCAGCAACUCCAAGAACAACGCAUCAGCAGCAACAGCGUGAUAACACCUCGGCCGGUCCGGCCGGUCGGCUCGACCAUAAUCGUUCGAAGCAUAAACGAAGAGCCGGGCACAAAUCAGGCUCCCCAGGUUCCGAAGAAAAGAGAGGAGGUGGAGGAAGAGAUUGAAUUGGAGGCCCUCCCGGCGGUGGUGUCAGACUCGAACAACAAAGUAAGACUGGCGAAUUCGGCCUACAAAACGAUGGUGGGUCAGCCGGAAUGUUCCUGGCUCGACUGCACGGUGAAGUGCGACGGCCGGCACAGCGCAUGCAAGAGGAUCUGCGGCGAGGUGGUGCUUCAAUUUUCCGAUAAAAGUGUACCUGUUUCAGCAACUGGGUUUUCUUGCUGGGUGACGAUAGAGUGGGGAAGCAAUGGCAAGCAUUGCUCCGUCCACGCCUUCUGUGAUGCCAUGAGGUUGUGGUGCGAGUCCAGGGACUACCUCUUCGCUUGGAGGAUCCAUACCGGCGAGGCUUCUGACCUGUCCCGUUUGAACGGUUGA
Diospyros lotus (date-plum) is the source of this 1104-nucleotide messenger RNA. RefSeq lists its product as uncharacterized. The coding region runs from base 13 to 1104 and encodes 363 amino acids. The record is from RefSeq and is a predicted model, not a curated record. The transcript has a single exon. Lineage: Eukaryota; Viridiplantae; Streptophyta; Magnoliopsida; Ericales; Ebenaceae.